AUGUCAUCUAAACUUCAGAGUUCAGCCGCCUGGCAGGCUGGUUUUCUUUCGUUUCUUUACAAUCAACUCAUUGUUCGACCAAAGGCCCUCCCGCCAACGACAAGCCUUGUCGGCCAGACAGCCAUCAUCACCGGCGCAAACAGGGGUCUAGGAUUCGAAGCCGUGCGACAACUCCUCGAAUUGGGUUUGUCACAUCUAGUCUUGGCCGUCCGCUCGCAGUCAAAAGGCGACGAUGCAGCAGCCAAACUGCGGACACAGUUCCCCAACGCCAAAAUCGAGACUUCUAGUCUGGACAUGUGUGACUACGACUCAAUCACGGCGUUCGCACGGCGUUGUGAAGAACUAGAUCGAAUCGACUUCGUUAUACUGAACGCCGCCGUAAUCAUGCGCGAGUUUGAGCGAAAUCCCAAGACUGGACACGAGAUGACGUUCCAAAUCGAUUAUUUGUCCACCGCGCUGCUGACGGUAUUAAUGGGAUCCGUCCUCAAAGGGAAAAAGAAUCAGUCGUCUAGGACGGGAAACCCGCCCGUUUUGUCUGUCGCAGGAUCCGGCAUCAUCUACACCAGCAAGCUCGCGACGACCGGUCCUGUUCUGGCUCAAUUCGACAACCCGGAUAAAUAUUCACAACUCGGGGAUUACGGGAACUCAAAACUCGCGCUGAUGAUGUUCACGUCCAAACUCGCCGCACAGAUAAGUCCCCAGGAUGUCAUCAUCAACGUGUUCGAUCCGGGAUUUACUAGGGAUACAAACAUCGGGAAUACAAAGGAGGAUCCAAGAUUCGCGAUCCGAUACUUAUGGCCUAUUGUCGUGAAGGCUUUUGCCCGGCAACUGAGGGCGGGUGCGAGCAUCUAUGCGUAUGCCUUGUUAGGCGUGGGGAAGGAGAGCCACGGGAGCUUCGUGGGUGAUUGGACUAUCAAAGCGUAUCCCCCUGUUAUGUACACGAAGGCGGGUGAAGCAUUGAGAGAUCGGUUGUGGGAGGAGACGAUGGAGGAGCUGAACUUUGCGGGGGCGAGUAGUAUUGUGUCUCGACUUCGCACUAAUUAG
Messenger RNA from Pseudomassariella vexata, 1044 nucleotides. RefSeq names its product putative short-chain dehydrogenase/reductase family protein. NCBI's taxonomy places the organism in Eukaryota, Fungi, Ascomycota, Sordariomycetes, Amphisphaeriales, Pseudomassariaceae. The record is from RefSeq and is a predicted model, not a curated record. Bases 1 to 1044 code for a protein of 347 amino acids. The transcript has 2 exons.